CACACAAGUCGACCAAGCAGCAGCAGCAGCAGCAGUAGCAGCACUAAACUCACACCCAGCCCCACAACCGAAAGCCAUGUCGACGGGCCCGAGGACCAUCCACGCGUACGCCACGUUCGCCAAGGGCGAGGACGCCAAGCCCUGGGAGUACCAGUCGCGGCCGCUGGGCCCCGAGGACGUCGAGAUCAAGAUCUCGCACUGCGGCAUCUGCGGCUCCGACCUGCACACGAUGGACAGCGGCUGGAGCCAAACCAUGUACCCGUGCGUGGUGGGCCACGAGAUCGUGGGCGAGGUCACGCUGGCAGGCGAGCAGGUCAAGGAGCUUAAGGUGGGCGACCGCGUGGGCGUCGGCGCGCAGGUCUGGGCCUGCCUCAACAAGUUCCCCGAGGACCCGUGCAAGGAGUGCGCCAACGGCACGGACGCCUACUGCCGCCACCGCGUCGGCACGUACAACUCCAAGUACCGCAAGACGGACGGCGCCAUCACCUACGGCGGCUACGCCGACUACAUCCGCGUCACGCACGAGUUCGCCAUCAAGAUCCCGGACAACAUCCCGUCGGACGUGGCCGCGCCGCUCAUGUGCGCCGGCACGACGGUCUUCACGCCGUUCAAGGAGGUGGGCAUCAAGGAGGGCGACCGCGUGGGCAUCGUGGGCAUCGGCGGCCUGGGCCACCUGGGCAUCCAGUUCGCCAAGGCCAUGGGCGCCGCGGCCGUCGUGGCCUUCUCGCGCUCGGCCAACAAGGAGCAGGAGAUCCGCCGUCUCGGUGCCGACGAGUUCGUCGUGUACACGGACGAGAAGCAGGCGGCGGACGCGGCCAACUCGGUGGACAUCCUGCUCAUCACGGCCGACGCCAACAACAUGCCCUACACGUUGUUCCUGAGCUUCCUGGCCGUGCACGGCACGGUCAUCAUGGUGGGGCUGCCCAACGACGAGAUCAAGUUCAAGCCGUACCCGCUCGUGGGCAAGGGCGCCAACUUCAAGGGCAGCGCCAUCGGCAGCAUCCAGGACAUCAAGGACAUGCUCGAGGUCGCGUCCAAAAAGAACGUGCGCCCCGUGAUCCAGAAGAUGCCUAUGAGCAAGGUGAACGAGGGCAUCCAGAUGGUGCGCAACGGCACGGUGCGCUACCGCGUCGUGCUCGAGAACUAAAGCACUGUCUGUCCUGCUUGUCCACGUUGUCAAGGUAGAUAGCCAGCAGCAUAGCUAGCUAAGAGAAAAUGUACAACAACACUUAAACGCACGU
Messenger RNA from Phytophthora sojae, 1241 nucleotides. RefSeq lists its product as hypothetical. The coding region runs from base 77 to 1147 and encodes 356 amino acids. The record is from RefSeq and is a predicted model, not a curated record. The transcript has a single exon. Lineage: Eukaryota; Oomycota; Peronosporomycetes; Peronosporales; Peronosporaceae. Gene Ontology annotation, molecular function: zinc ion binding; oxidoreductase activity, acting on the CH-OH group of donors, NAD or NADP as acceptor.